AUGGCCCCUAGAAACCUGACUGUAACGGCCACUGCCGAUCUCUUCAUCUUUAAAGCACCGCCAACCAGAGCAAACUCCUUCAAUACACUGCCAACCUACAGGUUUAAGUUAAAGAAAAAUGGAACAGAUGCAGUUGGAGUCUUGGCUGCAGGAACCGAGCAGGAGCGUGCCAUAUCUGAAGAAGAUGCAGUUUGUUGUAUUUGCUUGGAAAAAUAUGUUGACAAUGAUGAGCUGCGAGAGCUGCCAUGCGGCCAUUUCUUCCACAAGGAGUGUGUGGAUGAGUGGCUAAAGAUCAAUGCACGGUGUCCUCUCUGCCAAUCUGAGAUAGCUAGGACUCAUGGGGCUUCGACCUUUGCCGCAGGCUCCAGCCAGAAUCCAAGUGAGAGGAGGACGGGUAGCGCAUUGGAUGAAGAUGGCGGUGGACAUGGAAGUACUGUGGCUUGA
This is a messenger RNA of Vitis vinifera (wine grape), 444 nucleotides long. Its product is annotated as E3 ubiquitin-protein ligase At4g11680-like. Gene Ontology annotation, molecular function: zinc ion binding. The coding region runs from base 1 to 444 and encodes 147 amino acids. The record is from RefSeq and is a predicted model, not a curated record. NCBI's taxonomy places the organism in Eukaryota, Viridiplantae, Streptophyta, Magnoliopsida, Vitales, Vitaceae. The transcript has 2 exons.